UCUCCUAAGUGAGCAAGUGUUUACAAAUACUAUCAGUAAAAGAGUGUAGGUCUCUACUUAAAGUCGAGCUACGGUGUUAGCUACCCGAAACGUUUAACCUCAAAUAUUUUCUCAGUGCAUAUCGUGAAAAUUCACAGCGAAUACAUAUAAUCAAGCGAGAAAUGGAAAGCCAAAAGGACAGCGUUAGAGUAAAGGAAGAGCCGAAAGAUACUUGUCUAGAUAAUGAUAAUAUUUUUAAUUCUGAAGACUCUUGCAAUGCCAAAAACUUUGAUACUUGCACAUUUUAUAAAAUACCGGCAAAUCACACGAAUGAAGCAAUGGAGUUACAGGAAAAGUUAGAUAAAAAAAUAUUCAUUGAUUUAGAGUGCAAAAAUGUUAAACCGGAACUGAAGUCUUUACCGACAAACAUUUGCAAAACUGAGAAUCAAAGUGAUCUAUCAAAUGUGAAAAUAGAACACCAAUUUCAGGCUAAUUAUUUAUGUAAUAAAGAUGUAAUAAUUAUCAUAAAAAAAGGAUUCGAUUAUGAUAAUAAUUGUCAAUUUAAAGUAGAUUCCCGAUUGAAAAUUAGAAGAUAUAAGGAUGUGAAUAAAUUAAGAAAAAUAUCUCAAACUAAAUUAUCUUAUGAGUGUAAAAUAAACAAAAAAACAUAUGAAGAAGAUGUGAGUCUACUAGGACAAGUAAAUACAACACACAACAGCAUUAAACAAUAUGAAUCUAAUAUUUGUCAUGCAUCAUUUAGACAAAAAGGUAACCUCAAUUUUGAUAUAAAUGUAGUACAUAGCCGAAACAAACCCUUCGACUGUGAAAUUUGUCAUAAGCCAUUUGGGUACCAGAGUAAUCUCAAAAAACACAUCAAUUCAGUACAUGAUCGCAAAAAAUCCUUCGAAUGUGAGAUUUGUCACAAAUCAUUUGGACUAAAGGGUAACCUCAAAAGUCACUUAAAUGCAGUACAUGAUCGGAGCAAACCCUUUGAAUGUGAGAUUUGUCACAAAUCAUUCGGACUAAAGGGUAACCUCAAAAGUCACUUAAAUGCAGUACAUGGUCGGAGCAAACCUUUUGAAUGUGAGAUUUGUCACAAAUCGUUCGGACGAAAACAAAGUCUUAAAAUUCACACAGGUACAGUGCAUGAUCGUAUCAAACUCUUUGAGUGUAACAUUUGUCACAAAUUAUUUGGACUAAAAGGUCAACUCAAUCGUCACAUACGUUCAGUACACAAUCGAAUCAAACCCUUUGAAUGUGAGAUUUGCCACAAAUCAUUUGGAAGAAAGGGACACUUUGAAGAUCACAAAAUGACGGUACAUUAUCAUAGUAAACCCUUCUCGUGCGAUAUUUGUCAGAAAUCAUUUGGAAAGAAAGGUCAUCUGACUAAACACAUUAACAUAGUACAUAAUCAUAACAAACCUUUUGAGUGUGAGAUCUGUCACAUAUCAUUUGGGUACCAGAGUAAACUCAAAAGGCACGUCAAUGCAGUACAUUAUCGUAGCAAACCUUUCGAGUGUGAAGUUUGUCACAAAUCAUUUGCAUACCAGCAUACAUUUAAAGGUCACAUGAAUACAGUACAUAAUCGUAACAAAUCCUUUGAGUGUGAAAUUUGUUAUAUAUCGUUUGGACAAAAUAGUCACCUUAAAUCUCACAUAAAUACUGUACAUGAUCGGAAAAGACCGUUUGAAUGUGAUAUUUGUCAAAGAUCAUUUGGACAAAAAGGUACCCUCAAAAUUCACAUAAAUGAAGUACAUGAUCGGAAAAGACCGUUUGAAUGUGAAAUUUGUCACAAAUCGUUUGGAAGAAAACAUUACGUUAAAACUCACAUAAAUAUAGUACAUAAUCGUAGCAGAUCCUGAUCGAGUGUGAGAUUUAUCAAAAAUCAUUUGGAUGCAAGAGUGACCUCAAGAAAUAUGUAAAUGGAGUUCAUGAUCACAGCAAUCCUUGAGAUAGUGAGAUUUAAUUGGUUACAGUUGGACUCAAUCAAUGCUUCGGUAAUCACACAAAGUACACUAUUUAAUUUCAGAAAACUUCACAUAAAUAUCUUCCAAAUGUGUGACAAUUACAAUAAAGUGAUCGAAACUGUCA
This is a messenger RNA of Trichogramma pretiosum, 2070 nucleotides long. RefSeq names its product zinc finger protein OZF-like. Lineage: Eukaryota; Metazoa; Arthropoda; Insecta; Hymenoptera; Trichogrammatidae. Bases 162 to 1841 code for a protein of 559 amino acids. Gene Ontology annotation, molecular function: RNA polymerase II cis-regulatory region sequence-specific DNA binding; zinc ion binding; DNA-binding transcription factor activity. The record is from RefSeq and is a predicted model, not a curated record. The transcript has 3 exons. Gene Ontology annotation, biological process: regulation of transcription by RNA polymerase II.